Messenger RNA from Prorocentrum cordatum, 2142 nucleotides. The record is from the annotation of a GenBank genome assembly. Lineage: Eukaryota; Dinophyceae; Prorocentrales; Prorocentraceae.
AUGGUCCGCUCUCACGAGAUUGUGGCCGAGUUUCUCGGAACAUUCAUCCUCGCGUUCACGAUAGGCUGCAACGUACUCAGUGGAAAUGGUGCCUGGGGUGGAGUUUCAAUCGGUAGCGCACUGAUGGUGUGCAUCUACGGCCUGGCACCUGUUUCUGGUGCCAAUUUCAAUCCUGCAGUCUCAGUGGCUCUGGGUCUUGUAUCGACCAUGGGCCUCUUCGACUUCGACUUCGGAUGGAGAAAGGUGUUCAUUUACUCAAUGACGCAGUGUCUCGCUGCGGUCAUGGCUGCCUUCGUCUACACUGCGCUCUUCUUCAACUUGGACUCUGUCAGUCUGCAGCCUGGCGUGAGCUUCGGCUGGAUCAACGCUGGACUCGCCGAGUUCUUCUACACCUUCAUGCUGUGCUUCGUCGUGCUGAACGUUGCCGUGAGCACAUCGGCCAGGAGGGGUCUCAACCAGUUCUUCGGCCUGGCUAUCGGCUUCGUCAUAGUCGCUGGCGCCUACGGGGGUGGCGUGGUGUCCGGGGGCUGCUUCAACCCCGCCGUCGCCCUGGGCAUCCACGUGUCGAGCGGCGUGAGCAACCCCUUCGGCCUCCUCUUCUACGCCUUCUGCCAGCUGCUGGGCGCGGCGGCGGCCGCCGGGCUUUUCCGAGUGGUGCGCCCCCGGGACUUCCGGAGCGGCGCCGCCGCCGGGGGCUCCCAGAGGACCCCCAAGCUGGUCGCGGAGUUCCUGGGCACCUUCAUGCUCGUGCUGACGGUCGGCCUGAACGUGUUCGGGCGGUCGGCGGCGGGGGCCUUCUCCAUCGCGGCGGCCCUGGUGUCCAUGAUCUACGCCCUCGGCGACGUCUCGGGCGCGCACUUCAACCCCGCGGUCACGGUGGCCGCCAUGGGGAUCGGGCGGCACGAGCCGGGGGAGGUGGCCCCUUACGUCGCUGCCCAGGCCUUGGGGGGCUUCUCUGGGGCGUCUGCGUGCAGCCUGAUCUACGGCGGCGCCAGCUUCCCGUUGGCGAUCGACCCGGCGUGGGCCAAGGUCGCCCUCGCGGAGACGUUCUUCACCUUUGUGCUCUGCUUCGUGGUCCUCUCCGUGGCGUGCUCGAAGCAGGCGGAGGACAGGAAGGACGUCGCGGACUGCUUCGGCCUCGCCAUCGGCUCUUGCGUCACCGUCGGCGGUUUCGCGAUCGGGGGCAUAUCUGGAGUUGCCACCGAAGGUGGCUCGCUGAAUCCGGCCGUCUCCGUCGGCGUGUCCACGGCCGCCGCGCUCGGCGGCCGCGGCGUCGGCGGCCCGCUGGCCCAGGCGGCGGCCUACACGGUCUUCGAGCUGACCGGGGGGCUGCUGGCGGCCGGGAGCUUCGAGGUCCUGCACUCCGUGCUGAGGGACGGCCUCGCGAAGGGCCCUCAGAGCAUCUGCGCCGUCCUCGCGGCCGGGGGCAAGCCGUGCGAGCCCAGCCAUGGCAUCCCGAUCGCUGGCGCGCACGCGCGCACGUCCCUGCCAUCCCGGGCGAAGAUGCCCGCGGGCGGCGACCGCACCGCGGCGGUCCUGGCGCACGCCGCCGGCCCGGCGCGGCGCGGCGCCCCGAACGGGAGCUUCGACUACGCAAACCUCGGCGGCUGGGGCGAGAGCCAGCUGAGCGGUGCGGACAACGUGACAGAGCAGUUGACAUCGCAGCUGAGACCGGCUGCUGCCAGCGCCGUGGCGGCGUCCGACGAGUACGCUGGCAUGCUGAGGGCGUUGGGCGUUGGCUUCGACACCCUCAAAGGCGCAUCGCACGACCUCAAGGCAGCCAUCAGGAACUCCCAGCACCUCAAAUUGCAGGAGGCGCAAGAUGCACUGCAAGCCGAGGUCGAUGACGGCCCAGGGAACGACACUACUCCUGAAGUCACUUCGCCUCCGAAGGAGCCCCGCGCUGCGGGCGCCGCGCCGCCCGCCGCGCCCGCCGCCCCGCGCGGGCCGGCGGGCGCGGCCGCGGCCGAGCACGGGCGCGCCUCGGAGUGCGAUUGGGACGCGUGCGUCACCUUCACCAAGGAGACAGCUGGCGGUCGCCAGGCCUUCUGGAACAAGUGUGCAAGAUGGUGCUGUGACGAGAAGGACAAUCGCCACUCAUCAAAUGUCCUGGUUACAGAAGAGUGCAAGACGCACAGGUGA